Cannabis sativa is the source of this 1650-nucleotide messenger RNA. RefSeq lists its product as uncharacterized. NCBI's taxonomy places the organism in Eukaryota, Viridiplantae, Streptophyta, Magnoliopsida, Rosales, Cannabaceae. The record is from RefSeq and is a predicted model, not a curated record. The coding region runs from base 1 to 1650 and encodes 549 amino acids. The transcript has a single exon.
AUGGAUAAAGAUUGGAUGAAUGUGCAUAGAUUAUCAGUGACAUAUAGGCAAGGUGUUGAUCAUUUUUUGGAGUUUUGUGCGAAGAAUGCGAAAAACCCUAAUUUUGUUCAUUGUCCUUGCGUUAAGUGUGCUAACUUGGAGCGUAUGAAAAUUGUCAAGAUAAAAGAACAUUUGUUUAAGAAUGGUAUAGACAAGAAUUAUAAGGUUUGGUAUCACCACGGGGAAGAUAUUAGAGUUUCGGGGGUGGGGCCAUCUAAGAAGGAUAAGUGUUUUAAUUUGGAUUACGAAGAUGAUCACAUUGCAGAAUUAUUUGAUGAUGCGCAACAUGAAUCCAAUGUUGAUCCAGAGAAAUUUAUAAGAGUUUUAAAAGAUUCUGAAAAGCCUAUUUAUCCUAAUUGUAAUAGGUUUACUAAAUUAUCAACACUUAUUAGGUUAUACAAUAUCAAAGCCAAACACGGGUGGAGUGAUACGAGUUUCACAGACUUGCUAGCUUUCUUAGGAGAGUUGUUACCUGAAGGUAAUGAAAUUCCUUUGUCUUUUUAUGAGGCAAAGAAGACACUUUGUUCGUUAGGCAUGCAAUAUGAGAAAAUACAUGCAUGUCCUAAAGAUUGCAUUCUUUAUCGAAAGAGAUUUGUGGAUGCAAUAGCGUGUCCGACGUGUGGUGAGUCCAGGUGGCAAAAGAAAAAGAAUUCUGAUGAGGUAAAGGAUGGUAUCCCUACAAAAGUGUUAUGGUACUUACCGCCCAUACCUCGUUUGGUUCGGUUCUUUCGAAAUGCAGAUUACGCUAAAAAUUUGACUUGGCAUGUAACCAAUAGAGUGGAAGAUGGUUAUAUGAGGCACCCUGCCGACUCACCCGCUUGGAAAACAGUAGAUGAUAGAUGGCCUGACUUUGCUAGUGAACCUAGGAAUAUUCGUCUUGGUCUUUCUGCCGACGGUAUUAAUCCACAUACUUCCCUUAGUAGCAAGUAUAGUUCCUGGCCAGUUUUGCUUGUGAUGUAUAAUUUGCCGCCUUGGUUGGUUAUGAAGAGGAAGUUCACUAUGCUGACACUUUUAAUAUCAGGUCCUUCACAACCUGGUAAUAAUAUUGAUGUCUAUUUAGCUCCUCUUGUUGAUGAUUUAGGUCUACUGUGGCACGACGGUGUUUCAGCAUAUGAUGCGUAUAGGAAUGAAACAUUCAAUCUUAAAGCAAUAUUGUUAUGGACCAUCAAUGAUUUUCAUGCAUAUGGGAAUCUUUCUGGAUAUAGUGUGAAAGGGUACAAGGCAUGUCCUAUCUGUGAGGAGAAAACUUGCUCUCAAUAUUUAAAACAUUCCAGAAAGAUUAGCUAUAUGGGACAUCGAAAGUUUUUGCCAACCGACCACGUUUUCCGAACUUGGAAGAAAGCAUUUGACGGAAAACAAGAAUUUGAAUUGGCUCCGCCACCUUUACACGGGGAGGAAUUGAAUGAAAAGUUGAACAAAGUUCAAUUCAAACUUGGAAAGAGAAAAGUUGCCCCUAAAAAAAGAAAAGGUAGGGGGAACAAACGUGAAGAGGUUACAAGUGAACCUGCAGGGCCAUGGAAGAAGAAAUCAAUAUUUUUUGAGCUUGAGUACUGGAAGUAUUUGGUUUUACGUCAUAACUUAGAUGUGAUGCAUAUCGAGAAAAACGUGUGA